Molecule: messenger RNA, 4567 nt
Organism: Limulus polyphemus (Atlantic horseshoe crab)
Lineage: Eukaryota; Metazoa; Arthropoda; Merostomata; Xiphosura; Limulidae
Gene: Vps50
Product: syndetin-like
Exons: 26
Coding region: 211-3075 (954 amino acids)
Biological process (GO): endocytic recycling; retrograde transport, endosome to Golgi
Cellular component (GO): EARP complex
Molecular function (GO): SNARE binding
Source: RefSeq, a predicted model, not a curated record
AAAAAGUAAAAAAGUGGGAGGAAUAAGAGUACAACCAGUAAGCCUAACUUUAAAGUUAAUUCAACAAUACGUUGUAUACCAAAACAAUUGCAAAACAUGUUACUUGUUUGCCUGCUCAUUUUACUAAGAUGGUCAAGUUAGGUUGUAAAAUGAAUAUAAGAGGUUUAACGGGUUGAAGACAACGUCUGAGUCAUUUGAUUCAUCUUUGUCAUGGACAUAACAAAAAAGAUAAAAUCAUUUGUAGCAAGACAGGGAUCUCGAUCACCAUGUAGUCCAGUUGAACCACUCGUGUCAAGGGAUUUUGUCAUUGAAACAGCUGUUGUAAAAGAAAAGGAUGACUACAGAGAGUCCACAAUUAACCCCCAGGCUGAAGCUGAAAUCUUGCAAAGCAUAGAAGAGGUCUACUUUAAUGAUGACACCUUUGAUGCUUGUGAUUAUCAGUUAAAGAAAAUCCCUGCUGAGCUUGAUCUGAAUCAGAUCAUCAGAGAUAAAGAGUAUCUUCAGAAGCAGCAGUAUGUAGUUUCUAAGAAAGUUUCAGAUCUCAUACUUCAGAACCAGACUGCCUACACACAGGAGCUGCAUAGAGUCACAGAACUUCAGAAGAAUCUAGAACAAGCUGGAGUCAUAUGUUCUCAAGGCAGAAGCCACCUAGCAAGAGCCAGAAAGGAUUUUACCACUGCUAGUUUAGGGAUUCUUGCAAGUUUCAGGAAAAGAGAACGACUUUUGGGUCUCCUAAAAUUUCUGCAUUCAAUUAAAACCAUGCAAGAAACGGAUGUAAGACUAAGAGAACUCUUAGAGGAAGAAGAUUACCCAGGCGCAAUUCAGCUCUGUCUGGAAUGUCAAAAAGCUGCAAUACAGUUCAGGCAUUACAAGUGUAUUAGUGAAUUGAGCUCUAAGCUCCAAGACACAUUAGAAAUGAUGGAAGAAAAGCUUGAUGUUGCUCUGUCAAAAGUCUGCACCAACUUUAACACUACACACUAUGAAAAACUACAAGCUGCAUACAGAUUACUGGGGAAGACACAGACUGCUAUGGACCAACUGUUGAUGCAUUUUGCCAGUGCAAUUCACAACAAGGCUUUCACUCUGGUACUUGGUUAUGUUGAACUUUGUGCUGGUGGAUCUGCUACAAAGUUCCAGAAACACCACUAUUCUGAACUUGCUAAGUUGAUUACAGUUGAAACCUUUACACCAUGUCUCAAAGAUCUUUGUAAAGCAUUGUGGGAGGUGAUGCAUAGUUACUGGUGCAUUGUGGAGUGGCACGAGGAUCACGAUUCUCAAUCGUCCCAAGUGAAUGCCGGUACGGAGGUGAACCUUACACACCAGUAUGUCCGACAGAAACUAGAACACGGACUCCUUCGUAUAUGGCAAGAUGUGCAACAGAAGGUCAAAACCUAUAUUCUAGCCUCUGAUCUAUCAUCAUUUAAAUUUGAUGAAUUCAUACACAUUCUAGAUUUAGUGAGAAGGUUGAUAGACAUUGGUGAAGAGUUUUGUAAUAGUAAGUCUGAAGAUCUGCAAGAGUCAUUAAGAAAACAAUCUGUUAACUACUUCAGGAAUUAUCACAGGGGCUGUAUGGAGGAACUGAGAAUGUUCCUUGAAAAUGAAAGCUGGGCCUUGUGUCCUGUUCGACCUAACUUCAGUAUUCUUCAGCUACAAGAAUUUCGCUUUCUUCGUCACAAUCACUCUCGAUCAAUUUUAACACCUCCUUCCUCUCCUGCUCAUUCUAAGACUGAGAGCACUUCCUUCUCUGGAAGGCCACGAGAAGGCUACUUCCAAGGAUAUCGAUACCAAGGGAAUCCUUUUGAAGAAAAGACUGAAGAAGAAGAUAAAGAAGAUGUGCUUGCACCAAGCACAACAGAUGAAGGAGAUGGGCAACCCUUGUCUGAUACUGACUCAGAAGAUGAAGAUGUUGCAGAUGAAUUGAAGAAAGAAUAUGUUGAUGAAAAAACAGGUGAUACCCCAAAUAAUAGGCAACAACGAACAACAAGAAAAACCAGCACAUCUUCUAGAAGGAGACAGAUUCUUAUCCUGACGAAUACCACAUUAAAUGUAUUGCGAUUAUUUGGCAAGUAUAUGCAGAUGAUGAACUUGUUAAAACCCAUAGCCUUUGAUGUUCUGAUUUGCAUGUCACAGCUCUUUGACUACUACAUGUUUUCUGUUUACACCUUCUUUUACAGGGAAAUGGACUUCAGUGAAAAUGCACUAAGUAACAAGUUGAGAACCACUUUAAAGAGGAUAAGGGAGAACCUAAUAUUGGCAGAAAGUGAGUCAGACUUUGGAACUGACACAAGAAACAAGGACAAAGUCCCUGCUCCUGUCUUGUCAACCAUGGUAGACCUGAAGUCCAUUGAACAGCUAUAUGGUUUAGCGGAAAGAGUAACAGCAGCAGAAUCUCUUGUCUUCCUAGCUAACCAGUUUGAAUUUCUUCAUCCUCAUCUGGAAACAUUUAUUCCAUCAUCUAAGAAAGCUUUUCUGCAACAGUUCUGUUCACAGACUAUCUUAACAGCUCCAGAGUUGAGAAGACCCAUCUAUAUGACUGUAGCUGCUCGAGGUGUAGACUACAACCAAGUGUUGAUGUUGAUGAAUUGUGUGAAGUGGGAUGUUCAUGACAUCAUGUCUCAACAUAGCUACUAUGUAGACAUUCUCCUGAGAGAGCUACAGGUGUUUAGCAUGAGACUUCUAGAAGUUAACAAAAAGACUCCAAUCCCAAAGGAAGCUUCUGAUAUCUUGUGGGAGCACUGUAUACGACUGGCUAACCGUACUUUUAUUGAAGGAUUUUCUCAAUCUAAGAAGUGUACAAAUGAGGGUAGAGCUCUCAUGCAACUUGACUACCAGCAGUUUUUGACAAAAGUCGAAGGACUGACAGAUUUGAGACUUGUCCCAGAACGGGAACUUGUGGAAGGUUACAUCAAAGCUUUUUAUCUCCUUGAGCCAGCAUUAGAACAGUGGAUCCGUUCUCAUAGAGAGUACACUCCAAAACAGCUUAUUGGACUAGUCAGUUGUGUAACUCAGCUCAACAAGAAAGGCCGGCAGAAACUAAUUAGUCUCAUUGAGGAAGGAGACAAGAUAAGAAGAUAAGACUGUUGAUGUGACAUAGAAAAUGUAAAUAUUGUUAAUAUAUUUAGUCAAAUACAUCUUCAUGAGGCGAACAUCUAGAAGGUACCUCGGUUCUCAUCACGAACAAUUAAUUAACACUGUAAUAUCUAUGUACUGUUUAUGAAAUGUAUAUCUAGGCACAAGUUAAAAGAAAGAAAAAAAAGUUUCAGUUUCAUUCCAAAAUUGAUCUGUCUCGUACUGAUUCUAAGAAUGUAGAUUUUGUGUCAGGCUCCAUAUACUCUCUUGUAAAGACUUAUCAGGUUGCCAUACAAAACCUUGAGCCUUUAAUUAAACUUUUUUAAUUGAAUGAGUUGUAGAUUAUUAAAUAUAAAAUCAUUCAGAUACUGGUUCCAAAAGUGAAAAAUUAAGGUAUAUUAUAGCUACUAUUGUUGUGGUUUUUAUAUCAAGAGAAUCAAUGUCAAUUAAGUUAUGGUCCUAACACAGAAAUGUGGUCCAAUUUUAGUUGUAGAGCAAAUAAAAUUGACAUACAAAACCAAUGGGAUCUAUAUUAAAAAAAACAAAAAACUGGAAAGCAGAUCUAACUGUACAAGUUUGAACAAUUUUCUCAGAAAUCCAGCAUAGUACAAAAUUGAAGUUAUGCCUAUGGAAUUCAAAAUAUAUUAGUAAUUUUUGUAUGUUAAACUUAAUAAAGUUUUAAGUAGUUUUAAAUUUUCAACUAAUACUUGAAGAAAAUGUUAAUGCAAGAAGUUAGUUAUAUAGAGGUUAGUUUAAUCAGACUGCUUUGAAGUUAAUUGUAGUUUAGCCACUGGUGGGUUAGGAGUUCUGUGUUUUAACAAUGUGUGCUGUUGAAUCAGGUUUGGACCAAGACACUGAAACUGGGUUCCAGGAGGUAAUUUAAAAACACUAUGUGAGGAAAAUUAACUUGUAUCAGACAUUGUUUUCAAAAACAAUAAAUAUUGAUACAUUUAAUCUGUUGAACACUCAUGUUUUCACUGAUAUGGUGUAGUAGGUUAUAAUCAAACACUAUAUUUUCAGAGGCCUUUUAGUCUGUUUCUACACUAGUUCAAAACUACUAAUAGUAGACAGUGUUGGAGGCAAUAAUAAUGAUUUUAUUUCCAGAUGAAGAAAUACAAUAUUUAAGCAAUAAACUGAGAACUUGCACAAGUCCCACAUCUUAAGCUUCCAGCAAAAACUGAUCUUAAGAAAAAACUUAUGAAACUAUCCGAUAUUUAUUUACUAUUUAAAAAAGGACCAAUGCAUAUAUUAAUUAUCUAACUUAGUACAGGAUCUUUUCCCAAAUGAUUUGUACAGUUAAAACUAAUCUUAGAAACAAAAACUCUGAAACGUUUAUAAAUAAUAGAGCAACUUAUAAUUUGUAACAUCAAUUAAUUUCUUAAAAAGUUUAUUCAGUUUUUCAUCCAAACAGAUCCUGCAUUUCUUCAGCUUUGUUCAUGGGCCUUUGGCCAGUUUGCAGUUUUAACAUGUGUAAUACAAAUAAAAACUUUUUUGUUAA